Molecule: messenger RNA, 1146 nt
Organism: Glossina fuscipes
Lineage: Eukaryota; Metazoa; Arthropoda; Insecta; Diptera; Glossinidae
Product: melanization protease 1-like
Exons: 4
Coding region: 79-1143 (354 amino acids)
Biological process (GO): proteolysis
Molecular function (GO): serine-type endopeptidase activity
Source: RefSeq, a predicted model, not a curated record
UUAGUUUCAGCUCUCAGCUGAGUUAAUAGGUUCUGAAUACGAAACGGACAUUGGCAAAUAAACAACAACAAGGUUUAAAUGGCCGCGUUAGCAAUAAAACUGUUCUUGAAUCCAUGGAUGCUGUGUACAACAAUUAUUACGAUCGCAAGUGCUAAUGAAUGUGCUCUUAACAGUGAAUGCGUACCAAUAGCCGAUUGUCCGCUUAUUCGAGAUAAUUUCAAUUUAAUCAAAAGAAAGCCCUACUGCAAUUUGGAUCGUCUUGGUGCACACGUAUGCUGUAGGAAAUCAUCACCAAAACCAAAAAUUGUCGAUUUGAGUAUUGUGAGAGAGUGCAGAUUCUACGACACUCUACCAAAUAUACAAAAUCCAGCAGAAGAGGGAUGUCAAUAUAUCCGCAAUAGCAAUUUGUCUGCAUCUAACAUAGUUGGUCGCAUAAAAGCCGAACCUAGAGAGUUUCCUUUUAUUGCGUUGAUAUACGCGGUAGAAGGUAGCAGAGCUGGUCAAUUUUGUAGCGGUACUUUGAUUAGUAAAAAAUAUGUUUUGACAUCCGCUUUUUGUGCCCUCAGCGGUCGUAUUCGGCCAAGCCGAGUGCGUUUAGGCGAAUUGGAUUACAGCACUAAUACUGAUGACGCUGUGAUACAAGAUUAUGAAAUCAAAAACAUUAUACCCCAUCAUGAAUAUCGCUCCACAACACUAAAUAAAUACAACAAUAUUGCUUUGAUUGAGAUGGCAAACGAGGCCUUCUUUAACGAUUACGUACGUCCUGCUUGUCUAUCUCUAAUAGAUGAUAAUAAUUUUCGCCAAUUUGUGACUGCCGGCUGGGGCUAUCCUCCAUCACAACCGUCAGGCCAUUUACAUAAAGUGAAAUUGGAUCGUCUCGAUGAUGAGAAAUGUUUCGGAAAAGUGAAACGCUCUCAUUUGGAAAAAGGAAUUAACAAUCGUACAAAUAUGUGUGCGAUCGGUGCUUGUGAUGCCGGUGGCGGUAGUCCACUUUUUGUUAAUCAUCCCGACUUUCCCUGUCAAUUUCUGUUAGUAGGUAUUAUGUCGUUCGCUCACGAGAUUUGCGGAAGUAUCAAUGAUCCAACUGUUUACACCAAACUCAAAUUAUAUGUCGAAUGGAUACAACGCAUUGUUUGGAAGUGAAUG